GCAGGUCUCAGAGAUGCCUGGAGACCCAGCCCUGUGCAGCGGGCGCUUCACCAUCAGCACCCUGCUGGGGGGCGAUGAGCCCCCACCGCCCGCGGCCUAUGACAGCAGCCUGCAGCCCAGCCAGCUGACACAUGGCAGCACCCUGUACCUGCGCACCUUCGGCUACAACACCAUCGACGUGGUGCCCGCCUACGAGCACUAUGCCAACAGCGCCCUACCCGGCGAGCCCCGCAGGGUCCGGCCCACGCUGGCCGACCUGCACUCCUUCCUCAAGGGCUGCGGAGAUGAGCCGUCGGUCAGAGAACCCAAAGGAGGUUUCGGCCUCCUCAGGCCCGAGCACCUCGGAUGUGAAGGCCUGGCUCCAGCCCCGGCUCGCCAGGAAGGCAGCCACCUGCAUGCCCUGGCCUCGGACAGCCGGCCCAGCAGCGAGAUGACCGAUGGGUUGGUGGAGGAGGAGGAGGCAGGUGCCGAUGGCAAGAAGGAGCCUGGGGAGCCUGUGCGCUUCGGCUGGGUCAAGGGCGUGAUGAUCCGCUGCAUGCUCAACAUCUGGGGGGUGAUUCUCUACCUGCGGCUCCCCUGGAUCACUGCCCAGGCUGGCAUAGUCCUCACCUGGGUCAUCAUCCUACUCUCCGUCAUGGUCACCUCCAUCACUGGCCUCUCCAUCUCCGCCAUCUCCACCAAUGGCAAGGUCAAGUCAGGUGGCACCUACUUCCUCAUCUCCCGGAGUCUCGGCCCCGAGCUGGGGGGCUCCAUCGGCCUCAUCUUCGCCUUUGCCAAUGCUGUGGCUGUGGCCAUGCACACCGUGGGCUUCGCAGAGACCGUGCGGGACUUGCUGCAGGAGUACGGCACGCCCAUCGUGGACCCCACCAAUGACAUCCGCAUCAUCGGCGUGGUCACCGUCACCGUGCUGCUGGCCAUCUCCCUGGCCGGCAUGGAGUGGGAGUCCAAGGCCCAGGUGCUGUUCUUCCUCAUCAUCAUGGUCUCCUUUGCCAACUACCUGGUUGGGACCCUGAUCCCACCGUCUGAGGACAAGGCUUCCAAAGGCUUCUUCAGCUACAGAGGGGACAUUUUUGUCCAGAACUUGGUGCCCGACUGGCGAGGCAUGGAUGGCAGCUUCUUUGGGAUGUUCUCCAUUUUCUUCCCUUCAGCCACAGGCAUCUUGGCAGGGGCCAACAUCUCUGGGGACCUCAAGGACCCCGAGGUAGCCAUCCCCAAGGGAACACUCAUGGCCAUUUUCUGGACUACUGUCUCCUACCUGGCCAUCUCCGCCACUAUUGGCUCCUGCAUGGUCCGAGAUGCUUCGGGGGGCUUAAAUGACACAGUGACCCCCGGCGCGGGUGCCUGCGAGGGCCUGGCCUGCGGCUACGGCUGGAACUUCACCGAGUGCGCCCAGCAGCACAGCUGCCGCUUUGGGCUCAUCAACUAUUACCAGACCAUGAGCAUGGUGUCAGGCUUCGCGCCCCUGAUCACCGCUGGCAUCUUUGGGGCCACCCUGUCCUCCGCCCUGGCCUGUCUCGUCUCUGCCGCUAAAGUCUUCCAGUGCCUGUGUGAAGACCAGCUGUACCCGCUGAUCGACUUCUUCGGCAAAGGCUAUGGCAAGAACAGGGAGCCCGUGCGCAGCUACCUGCUGGCCUACGCCAUUGCUGUGGCCUUCAUCAUCAUUGCUGAGCUCAACACCAUCGCCCCCAUCAUUUCCAACUUCUUCCUGUGCUCCUACGCCCUCAUCAACUUCAGCUGCUUCCAUGCCUCCAUCACAAACUCGCCAGGCUGGAGACCCUCAUUCCGGUACUACAGCAAGUGGGCAGCACUGUUCGGGGCGGUGGUCUCCGUGGUCAUCAUGUUCCUGCUGACGUGGUGGGCGGCUCUCAUUGCCAUCGCCGUGGUCAUCUUCCUCCUGCUCUAUGUGCUCUACAAGAAGCCAGAGGUGAACUGGGGCUCCUCCGUGCAAGCCGGCUCCUACAACCUGGCCCUGAGCCACUCGGUGGGCCUCAACGAGGUGGAAGAGCACAUCAAGAACUACCGCCCCCAGUGCUUGGUGCUCACUGGGCCCCCCAACUUCCGUCCAGCGCUGGUGGACUUUGUGGGCACCUUCACCAGGAACCUCAGCCUGAUGAUCUGUGGUCACGUGCUCGUUGGACCCCGAAAACAGAGGCUGCCGGAGCUCCGGCUCAUUGCCAACGGACACACCAAGUGGCUGAACAAGAGGAAGAUCAAGGCCUUCUACUCGGACGUCAUCGCUGAGGACCUGCGCAGCGGGGUGCAGAUUCUCAUGCAGGCCACAGGUCUGGGGAGAAUGAAACCCAACAUCUUGGUGCUUGGCUUCAAGAAGAACUGGCAGUCGGCUCACCCGGCAACCUUGGAGGAUUACAUUGGCAUCCUGCACGAUGCCUUUGACUUCAACUACGGCGUGUGUGUCCUGCGGAUGCGAGAGGGUCUCAACAUCUCCGAGGUGAUGCAGGCACACAUUAACCCCGUGUUCGACCCCGCUGAGGACAGCAAAGAAGCCAGAGCCAACGGGGCCAGGCAUUCAGUCUCAGCCACAAUGGCCCCCCAGGCCCUGGUGCGGGAGGAGCAGGCCAGCACCAUCUUCCAGUCGGAGCAGGGCAGGAAGACCAUCGACAUCUACUGGCUCUUCGACGACGGAGGCCUCACCCUCCUCAUCCCUUACCUCCUCGGCCGCAAGAAGAGGUGGGGCAAGUGCAGGAUCCGCGUGUUUGUCGGUGGCCAGAUCAACAGAAUGGACCAGGAGCGGAAGGCGAUCAUCUCUCUGCUGAGCAAGUUCCGGCUGGGAUUCCACGAGGUCCACGUCCUUCCUGACAUCAACCAGAAGCCCCGGGCCGAGCACACCAAGCGGUUUGAAGACAUGAUUGCGCCGUUCCGCCUGAACGAUGGUUUCAAAGAUGAGGCCACUGUCGCCGAGCUGAGACGGGACUGCCCCUGGAAGGUCUCGGACGAGGAGAUCCACAAGAAUAGGACCAAGUCCCUUCGGCAGGUGAGGCUGAACGAGAUCCUGCUGGAUUACUCCCGAGACGCGGCCCUCGUUGUCAUAACCUUGCCCAUCGGGAGGAAGGGGAAGUGUCCGAGCUCGCUGUACAUGGCUUGGCUGGAGACCUUGUCCCAGGACCUCAGACCCCCCGUCAUCCUGGUCAGAGGAAACCAGGAAAACGUGCUCACCUUUUACUGCCAGUAGCCGCAGGCUCGGCCCUCCAUGCCCAAGGCCAAAGGAUGUGGAAACAGAAACUGCCCCUCCACCCCCUGGACAGGACUCGCCCUCGGGGGCACUUGGAGGGUUGGCAUUGGAUGGUCCAAGUGAAGAAACAGGCAAUUCCCAAUUGAUGGCCACACCGCAUUUGCAGGAACCCCCCGAGCAGCGCAGUCCUUCUUAAAGUCUGCUGAUCUUGACCGCAA
Messenger RNA from Echinops telfairi (small Madagascar hedgehog), 3408 nucleotides. It is a transcript of the gene SLC12A3, whose product is annotated as solute carrier family 12 member 3. NCBI's taxonomy places the organism in Eukaryota, Metazoa, Chordata, Mammalia, Afrosoricida, Tenrecidae. Gene Ontology annotation, molecular function: sodium:potassium:chloride symporter activity. The transcript has 27 exons. The record is from RefSeq and is a predicted model, not a curated record. Gene Ontology annotation, cellular component: membrane. Gene Ontology annotation, biological process: potassium ion homeostasis; chloride transmembrane transport; cell volume homeostasis. Bases 14 to 3190 code for a protein of 1058 amino acids.